Molecule: messenger RNA, 2013 nt
Organism: Penicillium concentricum
Lineage: Eukaryota; Fungi; Ascomycota; Eurotiomycetes; Eurotiales; Aspergillaceae
Exons: 4
Coding region: 1-2013 (670 amino acids)
Biological process (GO): phosphatidylcholine biosynthetic process; phosphatidylethanolamine biosynthetic process
Cellular component (GO): cytoplasm
Molecular function (GO): ethanolamine kinase activity; choline kinase activity
Source: RefSeq, a predicted model, not a curated record
AUGCCUUCUCUGGACGAUCACUCGUGUUGCAACCAUCGCGAGGACCAAGAGCAUCACGCCAGAUCCGAAGAAGAUCCCCAGCAGGGUCUAUUUCACCAAGUAUACGAAUGGCUUCACCAUGAGAAAGUCAGACGACAGAAUCGUAAAGCACGGAAAGCCGAGUCACCCUCCCAUGCAACAAAGCAAAACGAAUCAGCUGCAGAAGAUGAUGCCCUAGAAAGACCCAGCUCAAACACCUCGGAGAACACCUUUUCCCUGGAUAAACUGGAAAAGAUCCUCCUCCAAUAUGCGACUACCCGGCCCGCCAGUGCAAUGGGCUUGACCCACAGACAGCCUGUCAAACGGCAAUCUCGACAUCGUCUUAGAGGCCUACGAAGAGGCUCGGCAUCCGAGUCGGAACUCACAGAUGUCGAUGCGGCCCCACCAAGCGUGGAAGCUGUCCUUGACAAUACAAAGACACUUGCCUACACCGGUGGCGCUGCAGUAGAAGAGAUCGCCGAUUCCAGUGCGAGUGUGAAGCAAGCAAAGGAUGCAGAGGCUUGGGUGAUUUUCAAGUCCGAGAUCGUGCGUCUUGUGCACACUCUACAGCUUAAGGGCUGGCGCAGGGUUCCCGCGGAUUUGGCGGGAGAGAUUGAGGUGGUCAGACUCAGCGGUGCUCUCACGAACGCCGUGUAUGUAGUUGAACCACCGAAGAAUCUGCCUCCUCCCAAGACCGAUAGCAACAGUCUGGUUUCAAGAAAGCCCCCGCCCAAGCUUCUCUUGCGUAUCUACGGUCCUCAGGUCGAUCAUCUAAUCGACCGAGAGAAUGAGCUACAGAUUCUUCGUCGUCUCGGAAAGAAGAACAUCGGCCCACGCAUUCUUGGAACUUUCCGCAAUGGCCGUUUCGAAGAGUACUUUGAGGCUCGCCCACUCACUCCCAAGGAGCUGCGGAUGCCCGAAACGGCGAAGCAGGUUGCCAAGCGGAUGAGAGAAUUGCAUGAUGGCGUUGAACUUCUUGAAGAAGAACGCGAAGGCGGUCCUAUGAUCUUCAAGAACUGGGAUAAGUGGGUAGAUCGUUGCGAGCAAGUGAUGACCUGGCUGGACAAAGAAAUCGAAUCCCCUCAAAAUGAGACCAAAGCGGCACUGGAGCCAUGGCGUCGUCGCGGCUAUGUAUGCGGCGUAAAGUGGGACGUGUUCCGCAAAGCCGUGGAAAAGUACCGGCAAUGGUUGGUUGCCAGCUCUGGUGGAAAUGCGGAGAUCAAGCGACAGCUUGUAUUUGCACACAAUGAUACUCAAUAUGGCAAUCUACUUCGUAUGGAGCCGGCCACGGAGUCACCGCUACUCUUGCCUGCAAAUGAGCACAAACAGCUCAUCGUUAUCGACUUCGAGUACUCUUCUGCCAAUACCCGUGGCCUGGAGUUCGCCAACCACUUUACCGAGUGGUGCUACAACUACCAUGACGAAGAGCGCUCAUGGGCUUGCAACAACCGCACCUACCCGACACCGGACCAGCAGUACCAUUUCGUCUCAACCUACCUUACCCACCGACCAUCCAGCGCCAGCGGAGCUAUCUCACCUCUGGCCUCGCCAACCAUUCGCGCUCGCACUUCUGCUGUGAUUGCACCAUUGGAUUUGGACGAUGUGUCCGAUAGACCCAGCUCUCGCCUUUCGCAAAACGAGCAGUCCAGAGAGGCUGAACUUGAGGCGGAGGUGCAAUUCCUCAUGCAGCAGACCCGGAUGUGGCGGGCGAUGAACUCCGCGCAGUGGGUGGCUUGGGGUAUUGUCCAGGCCAAGGUGCCUGGCAUGGAAGAAGGCAUUGCCGAGAUGCUUGCAGCUCGCAACGGCGAUGACCCUAAGACGCCUGCGGAAGCGGAUGUCGAAGAAGAAGAUGACGGAGACUUUGACUACCUGGCUUACGCGCAGGACCGAGUCAUGUUCUUCUGGGGUGAUCUGCUGACACUGAAUCUGAUCAAGCCAGAGGAACUGCCUGCGCCUCUAUUGGAGCAUGUCAAGUCACGACUUGUUGCAUACUGA